AUGAAUGAAAAGACAAUCCCAAAGAUUGCUUCUUCUUCAUCUAGUUUAGAAAAUGAGGAAUUAAACAAGUUAAUUGAAAAGUUGCCAAAUCACCAACAACCAUCCUCUCCUAGAGGUAGUAAACCAUCGGAAGUGUUUAAAAGAAUGGUUUGUCCAUCAUGUGGCUACACUUUCUAUAAUAAUCCAAUUCCAGUGGUGGCAGCUAUUGUCGAGUGGAGAGAUCAUGAACAUGUUGUUUUAAUUCAGAAUAAGACUUGGCCUGAAAAUUGGUAUGGCUUGGUUUCUGGUUUUAUUGAAGCUAAGGAGGCUCCACUUGAUGCUUGUAAGAGAGAAAUUAAAGAAGAAUUGGGUUUGUCAAAUAUUGAAGUAUCUGAAAAGGAUUUGAUUGGAGUUUACAAUUUUCCAUUGAGAAAUGAGCUAAUUAUUGUUUAUCAUGUUCAAGUGCUUUCUAAUGGAACAGAUAAAGAUGAGCAAAUUUGUAUUGAUAAGGAUGAAUUGAGUGAUUAUCAAAUGGUUAAAAUUGAUAAAUUACGACCAUGGAAGGCAGCUACAGGCUAUGGACUUAGAGAUUGGUUGAUAAAAAUUGGAGUGACACAUAAUGCUGAUAACUUUGUAGAUCCAUUCAAGAAGGGAGAAAGUGUUGUUGAUAAAGCAACAGCAAGUAAACUCUAA
Messenger RNA from Naegleria gruberi, 672 nucleotides. RefSeq lists its product as uncharacterized. Lineage: Eukaryota; Heterolobosea; Eutetramitea; Acrasida; Naegleriidae. The coding region runs from base 1 to 672 and encodes 223 amino acids. Gene Ontology annotation, molecular function: NADH pyrophosphatase activity. Gene Ontology annotation, cellular component: cytosol. The transcript has a single exon. The record is from RefSeq and is a predicted model, not a curated record. Gene Ontology annotation, biological process: NAD+ catabolic process; NADP+ catabolic process.